This is a messenger RNA of Carassius carassius (crucian carp), 1015 nucleotides long. Its product is annotated as ras-related protein Rab-18-B-like. Gene Ontology annotation, molecular function: GTPase activity; GTP binding. The record is from RefSeq and is a predicted model, not a curated record. Bases 122 to 739 code for a protein of 205 amino acids. NCBI's taxonomy places the organism in Eukaryota, Metazoa, Chordata, Actinopteri, Cypriniformes, Cyprinidae. The transcript is spliced from 8 exons.
AUAGAUUUUACCGAAGAAGAGAGAAACGUUUGGCCCUCGAAUAGUAGUUUUGCUUUUCCAUGUUCUAUAUUCUUAUUCAUAUCGACAGUAUUUUUGCUCAUAGUGGCAUAUUUAGGAAAACAUGAAUGAGGACAUUUUGACCACUCUGAAAAUACUGAUCAUCGGAGAAAGUGGAGUGGGCAAAUCCAGUCUUCUUUUGAGAUUUACAGAUGAUACAUUUGAUCCAGAAAUUGGUGCAACAAUUGGUGUAGAUUUCAAGGUGAAAACCCUGGCUGUGGAUGGAAACAAAGCAAAGCUAGCAAUCUGGGACACUGCAGGUCAGGAACGUUUUCGAACUUUAACACCCAGUUACUACAGAGGAGCUCAGGGUGUCAUUCUGGUGUAUGAUGUCACUAGGCGAGAGACGUUUGCUAAGCUGGACAACUGGUUGAGUGAGCUGGAUACAUACUGUACAAGAAAUGAUCUUGUCAAAAUGCUCGUUGGAAACAAAAUCGAUAAGGAAGACCGUGAGCUAGAGCGGGAAGAGGGUCUGAAGUUCGCUAGAAAACAUUCCAUGCUUUUCAUAGAGGCCAGUGCUAAGACGAGAGAUGGUGUUCAAUGUGCAUUCGAGGAGCUGGUGGAGAAAAUCCUGCAGACUCCAGGCUUGUGGGAGAGCGUGCACAAGACAAGAGGAGUUGCCCUGUCAGAACUGUCUGAAACCGGUCAAGGAGGCUGUGGAGCAUACUGCUCACUUCUGUAACACACAAACUGCUGUUUAAACAGUGCAAGAUAAUGGAGAGCAGACAGGAAACGGUCCAGGAAAGAGAGGGGUAGGGAUCAGUAAAGGUCCUCGAGUCGGGAUUCGUACUCGGAACGCCUGUAGCGCAACAGGUUUGGCACACUUGCCCACGAGGCUAUGAGCACCGACAUUCACAUCAUUUUCAUGCAGAAUGUUUGUUAUUAUGUUAAUGUGUAAAAAUGUGAUUCAUCUCAUACAUACAGAAUGUGUUUGGCUUAAUUAAUCGCUAAUAAAGUU